Molecule: messenger RNA, 180 nt
Organism: Symbiodinium pilosum
Lineage: Eukaryota; Dinophyceae; Suessiales; Symbiodiniaceae
Source: the annotation of a GenBank genome assembly
GAGAACGUGGUGGCGAAACCGGAUCGCCAGCGCGAGUUUUUCAGUUCUUUGUCUCUCUUCAUCAUGCUCUGGGGCACCAACUUCUUCACGACCCUCUACGACCGCGAGGUCUACUCUGGGGCGUGGGGUCUACCCGCUGGUCCAACCUUUAGGGUCUUGGCUGCAGCUGCACAGGUCUUC